Molecule: messenger RNA, 3010 nt
Organism: Folsomia candida
Lineage: Eukaryota; Metazoa; Arthropoda; Collembola; Entomobryomorpha; Isotomidae
Product: beta-1,3-glucan-binding protein
Exons: 10
Coding region: 1662-2951 (429 amino acids)
Biological process (GO): carbohydrate metabolic process
Molecular function (GO): hydrolase activity, hydrolyzing O-glycosyl compounds
Source: RefSeq, a predicted model, not a curated record
CUGCUGGUCUGAUCUGCACAAAGGACGGAGGAUGACUGACUCAAAUGAAGAAAUGCUUUAGAAAACUGGUGAUGAUGGCGUCGCGUCCCUUCUGUUCACGUGCUUAUGCUCAUUUUUACUUGGGAAGGGCACCACGCUUUGCAGUUUGCUUGGUGCAUCUUCACGACCUUUUGACCCACUUUUAACAAUACAGAGGUGGAUAAUAUUUUAUCCUAUCUAUUUAUUCCAGACUUAUGAAUAAGACUCCCACUAUAUGUCUUAUAAACCCAAUAUUAAUGCAGAACUACAUCAUGUAUGUACUAAAUAUUCAUAUGUGAUGACAGUGUCAACACCGCGAGUAAUGGUGAUAAGUGUGGUUGACUGAUUAAAAGUCAUACAAAAAAGCAAGAGCAUCAGAACAUCUUUAUGAUGCCAAUUUGCCAUUAAACUUGUAUUUUGGACGAUGUGUAAAUAUGCAAAGAGAGGCUCAGUUCUGAUUGAACCUUGUUUCUUGGCUGAUAAAUAAAUUGCAAUAAAAUGGUGGUUCUUCAUACCCUUCAGAAAACUGUGAUAUUUUCACUUAUUUCCAUAUUUUCUGGCUGUCUACCAGCAAUACAAGCAGCGAGUCAUCCUUAUCUUCAAGCUAUCCAUGUUUUAGAUCCCGAGGUCCAGGAAUUCAAGUAUCACAACAGUUGGAAUGCGGAUCAGUGGGUUCAAUGGGUUCGAAAUCUGUAUAAUCAAGACUUGGCUGAGCUGAGGAGAAAUCGAUCUGAAGGCGAGGCUUCUGGGCCACGACGACACGGUCAGUGGGUCAACAUCAUCAUAAUUGCGACUCCGGAAGAAAUAAAUUCAGCUUUUUCCCAACUCUCCACUAAAUCUUACCCGGAUGAUAAGCCCGAUUUUCUAUGGAGUGACAUCUCAUUUCCCGUGUUCGUUGUUGUGAGGAAAUCCAUGACUAAUCAGGGUGCAGAUGAUAACGAUCUCCCAAGUUCUCACUUUAACGUCUUCAACUGUUCCGACAAGAAAAUGUACAUUAAUGCCCAAGUUGAUGUGUCCACUUUCAUUCCGCUCUCCAUUAAACAUUUGUUUCCUAAAAAAGUUAAAAAUCCAAUAGACACACUAAGGAUUCCACUAAUUACAUGCACCAAAGUUGGUAAAGCCAGAGGACUCUUGGACGAGAUAAUGUUUCAACUUAAAAGCAGAUAAUUAUCAUUCUGAAGUGUGCAUUUUCAUUUAUUUCUAAUUUAUUUGUUUGUUGUACAUAUAUGUAUUUAAACAUAGGCAAAACAGUACGUGAUGUAUAAUAAAUAGUUUACUUAAAACUUUUCAUCAUUCAUUUUCGUAUAAACUUUUAAAUAUUCCGUUGCACUAAAAUGCUAUGCAGUUUGUAUCCAGCCUACAAUACACGUUGCACAUAAUCUGUAGUUAAAAUAUCUUGAAGUUGUUGAUGGUGUUACGUAAACGCAUGCAUGCAGACUGCACAUGUUAAUUGUAUUUUUAACUUUAUGAGCUUUUUGUGUGAAGCAUCUUACCUUUCACGAAGUUAUUAAAUAUACACAAUCAAUACAGUCAACUCCAGUCUGGUUGUUGCAUAAUUACAUGACACAUACCCAUUUAAACUGUUUGGUGGUAUCAAAAAUUUUAGUCGUUCGUUCAUUUAUACCAACUUCCGGCCUAAAACUAUGAACACCUGGACUUUCUCAUCAUGGAUAAAAUCCCAACCAGAGGAGAAAGAACGGACAUACUUUAGAGAUAAACUUCAAAUUUUAUCAUUAGCCUUCCUGUUCUUUGUGUUUGUACUUUUAUUUGUUCUCAUAUUUGCUGCCAUUGGGGUAUUGUGGUCGUUGAAAGGCCGAUACGGAUAUAACAGAAUCAUCGAGCCGGCAGAUACUUUGCCAAUUAACGACAGGAAAGAGUGGUCAGUCACGGAGUCCACCUAUGGAAGGGCGAAACCGAAGGCACUAAUUUUUAGAGAAGAAUUUAAUACCCUUGAUCUUGAUUUGUGGGAUCAUGAAAUUACCAUGAGUGGCGGAGGAAAUGGAGAAUUUCAAGUGUAUCAAAAUAACCGGUCAAAUAGCUAUGUGAAAUAUGGAAAACUUUACAUAAAACCAACCCUCACAGCGGAUAAGUUUGGAGAGGAUUUUUUAUACGAAGGAAAUUUGCAAUUGGGAGGUCCUGCGCCGGCAGACCAAUGCACAAACCCUUUGUGGGAGGGAUGUGAGCGUCGGGGCACCCAAAAAAGUAUUCUCAACCCAAUAAUGAGUGCCAGGCUUAGAACUGUACACUCCUUUGCCUUCAAGUAUGGAAAAGUGGAGAUAAGAGCGAAAAUUCCAACAGGCGAUUGGCUAUGGCCAGGAAUUUGGCUUCUUCCUUUGAAAAACCAAUACGGUUCAUGGCCUGCUUCUGGAGAAAUUGACAUUCUUGAGGCCCGAGGAAAUACCGAUUUAAAAGACAAAGAUAAAGUGCAUAUUGGCACGGAACAAGUGUCUCAAACUUUGCACUACGGACCCUUUCAUCCCAUCAACGGAUGGCAGAAAACACAUUUUUCAACAAACUCUGAUAAAGAUAGCAAAGCGUAUGACAUAGAUUUUCAUGUGUAUGAGUUGCAUUGGACGCCAGAUUUUAUCAAAUUCAGUAUUGAUGGAGAUCCUACAGCAGAGGUGCAUCCGACGGAGGGUGGCUUUUGGGAAAUUGGGGGGUUUCCUGAUAAUAUUGACAAUCCUUGGAAGUAUGCAGAAAACCCUAAAAUGGCACCAUUUGAUCAAAAGUUUUACAUAUUACUGAACGUUGCUGUUGGUGGGACCAAUUCCUAUUUCCCUGACUCGGCAAAAGGUCCUUAUACGAAACCCUGGAAAAAUAAUUCUCCUACGCCCAUGCUGGACUUUUGGAAGGGGAAGAAAAACUGGUGGGCAACAUGGAAAGGAGAAGAUGCUGCCUUGGUGGUUGAUUACAUACGCGUUUAUGCAAUUUAGACUUUUUUUUAUAAAAAAAACAAUCGAACUAAAACCAAUUUCAUAUAAGAAACCAUCAA